CACCACUCUCCGUUCCUGUAAAUAACAACAAUGGCCGUCAUUCACCGAGCUUUGUUUACCUGGUUCACUACAUUGGACUUUUUAAUUUUUCUGGUGUUAAAGUUAGAUCAAAAAAUAAGUUGGAAUUGGUUUCUUAUUUUCAUUCCAUUGUGGGUAUUUGAUGCAGUUGUGAUGGUUUAUUUGUCAGUGAACAUGAUAAUUCAUUGUAAAAAUGGCUAUGAUCGCAAUCACUCGGAUUUGUCACUUCGACGAAAAAGCUGGUUUCUGGCUUGUGCGUUUCUGAAGAUGCUGUUUCAGGUGCUGUUAUGCCUGAAGCUCCAGUACAUGCAGUACAUGUCCAUGUACUUUGUAAUGAUUCCUUUCUGGGUUCUCACCCUUGGUACAUCAGUUGACUUGUUUACAGGACUUGUGAAAUAAUCUCAUUGACACCUGG
Molecule: messenger RNA, 433 nt
Organism: Pomacea canaliculata
Lineage: Eukaryota; Metazoa; Mollusca; Gastropoda; Architaenioglossa; Ampullariidae
Product: transmembrane protein 60-like
Exons: 2
Coding region: 31-417 (128 amino acids)
Source: RefSeq, a predicted model, not a curated record